This is a messenger RNA of Nymphaea colorata (pocket water lily), 1362 nucleotides long. RefSeq lists its product as uncharacterized. Bases 231 to 1079 code for a protein of 282 amino acids. NCBI's taxonomy places the organism in Eukaryota, Viridiplantae, Streptophyta, Magnoliopsida, Nymphaeales, Nymphaeaceae. The record is from RefSeq and is a predicted model, not a curated record. The transcript is spliced from 3 exons.
UCUUCGUCUGUCUCUUUGUAUCUCUCUCCGGCCAGGAAGUCCAUCCGACUUGCCCUCUCUCUCUCCCCCUCUCUUUUACCGUCGAGGAAGGGCAGCGCCUUCCCCCACUCUCUCGCUUGCUUUAUCUUGUUCUCUCUGAUGCAAACAGGGAUAUCAUAAAAUUUACUAUCUUGAUCCUGAAGCUUACACUUCAAUGCCUUAAGCUCUCUUAGUCAUUGGUCACAGGUUCAAUGGGCCAUGUUACGGGUCAGGUUGUAUCAUCAGAAACCGUCUCUCUUUCGUUGGUUUCCUCCAUCUUCAAACGAUUCCUCUCCGCUGACAAUGGCACUAGUGCUGAGGUCUUCGCUUGCCUCAAACGGUCGUCUGCUGCUGUCGAUGAGCUCAUUCAGGUCAAAUCUAAAGGUGGUGCUGAAGGAGACCAAUGCACUGGUCAUGAGACCUUAGAGAAGAAGGCAUCUCGUGAUGGGCAUGGUGGGAGUGAAUCCAAAAAGCAACUAGGCCUUGAGGGAGACAUUGUAGAUGCCAAAAGGGGCAGUAAGUCUGACAAGCUCGGGAAGGUAGUUUGGAGAGAACAUGCAGGACACCAGCAAAGUGUAGAUGGGGAUAAGAGACCAAGAUCAAAGCACUCGCAAAGCGAAGUGGUGGGCUUGGAUGAUCCUAUGAAGGGCCAUAGGCAUAAGAAACGUGAGAAAAACCUAGAAAGCUUAGAUGGGAGUCACCAGCCAGAUUCCCUAGGGAGGGAUUCUGGCAAAGAGCAAAAGGAAAGGGAGGAUGAGGCUCCGGAGAACGAACGUGGGGAGAAGCACAAGAUGCGCCAUAAAGUUCACCAUGUCAUGGAUCACAACAUGCCAACAAAUGAGCUUGAGAAAGAGCUGAGGCAAAAGCACGUGAAAGAACCUAGUAAAAGGGACAACAGAUACCAACAAGUUCAAGAAGUUGCACAAUUUGGAGAUCCAACAGCAGGUAUUGUCAAUGGUGAGACAGAAAAGAAAAAGAAGAGGAAGAAAGAGAUUGGAGAAGGGGAAGAUGGAGGGCAGGAGAAUGAGCUGCAUAGGGACAAGAAAAAAAGAAGGAAAUAAAACCAGGAGCUUCAACACUGAUGACCCUUUUUCAUGGUUCCACCUCUCUGAGAGGUUUCCAGUACUCGUUUUUAUUUUCCCUUCUGAGUUUCUGGUUUACCAAAGAAAAUACAAGGUUGAUAUUAACUUCAUGUAUUACAAUUCUAAGGUGCAAAGUGGCUCUCAGUUAUGAUUUUUAUAAUUAUGAAUGGCAGUUAUGUCUUCUGCUGUUACCAGAUAAACAAUUACUUGUUUGUAAUUUCCCCUUGCUAUGUUAUUGACUUAUUGGCCUGUUUUGCUGCCA